AUGACGGAGCGGAGCGAUGAGAGGACGUCGCGAGACGGGGGGAGCCAGUGGAACGAAACAUUCUCGUGCGGGAGCCGCGGAGUGGAUCGUGAACAUCGCGGCGGCGGCGGCGGCUCGGAGGUGGCUCUGAGCUCGGCCUGGGAGCGAUGCCCGGGCCACGGGGCCUCUGCUGUCAGCGGGCAGUGCCCUCACGGUGCCCACCAGCGGGCAGCGCCCUCACGGUGCCCACCAGCGGGCAGUGCCCUCACGGUGCCCACCAGCGGGCAGUGCCCUCACGGUGCCCACCAGCGGGCAGCGCCCUCACGGUGCCCACCAGCGGGCAGCGCCCUCACGGUGCCACCAGCGGGCAGCGCCCUCACGGUGCCCACCAGCGGGCAGCGCCCUCACGGUGCCCACCAGCGGGCAGUGCCCUCACGGUGCCCACCAGUGGGCAGCGCCCUCACGGUGCCCACCAGCGGGCAGCGCCCUCACGGUGCCCACCAGCGGGCAGCGCCCUCACGGUGCCCACCAGCGGGCAGUGCCCUCACGGUGCCACCAGCGGGCAGUGCCCUCACGGUGCCCACCAGCGGGCAGCGCCCUCACGGUGCCCACCAGCGGGCAGUGCCCUCACGGUGCCACCAGCGGGCAGUGCCCUCACGGUGCCCACCAGCGGGCAGCGCCCUCACGGUGCCCACCAGCGGGCAGUGCCCUCACGGUGCCCACCAGCGGGCAGUGCCCUCACGGUGCCCACCAGCGGGCAGUGCCCUCACGGUGCCACCAGCGGGCAGUGCCCUCACGGUGCCCACCAGCGGGCAGUGCCCUCACGGUGCCCACCAGCGGGCAGCGCCCUCACGGUGCCCACCAGCGGGCAGUGCCCUCACGGUGCCCACCAGCGGGCAGCGCCCUCACGGUGCCCACCAGCGGGCAGCGCCCUCACGGUGCCACCAGCGGGCAGCGCCCUCACGGUGCCCACCAGCGGGCAGCGCCCUCACGGUGCCACCAGCGGGCAGCGCCCUCACGGUGCCACCAGCGGGCAGCGCCCUCACGGUGCCCACCAGCGGGCAGUGCCCUCACGGUGCCCACCAGCGGGCAGCGCCCUCACGGUGCCACCAGCGGGCAGUGCCCUCACGGUGCCCACCAGCGGGCAGUGCCCUCACGGUGCCCACCAGCGGGCAGCGCCCUCACGGUGCCCACCAGCGGGCAGCGCCCUCACGGUGCCCACCAGCGGGCAGCGCCCUCACGGUGCCCACCAGCGGGCAGUGCCCUCACGGUGCCACCAGCGGGCAGUGCCCUCACGGUGCCACCAGCGGGCAGCGCCCUCACGGUGCCCACCAGCGGGCAGCGCCCUCACGGUGCCCACCAGCGGGCAGCGCCCUCACGGUGCCCACCAGCGGGCAGCGCCCUCACGGUGCCCACCAGCGGGCAGUGCCCUCACGGUGCCACCAGCGGGCAGUGCCCUCACGGUGCCCACCAGCGGGCAGCGCCCUCACGGUGCCCACCAGCGGGCAGUGCCCUCACGGUGCCACCAGCGGGCAGUGCCCUCACGGUGCCCACCAGCGGGCAGCGCCCUCACGGUGCCCACCAGCGGGCAGUGCCCUCACGGUGCCAGCAGCGGGCAGCGCCCUCACGGUGCCCACCAGCGGGCAGCGCCCUCACGGUGCCACCAGCGGGCAGCGCGUGCCACGUCUCCACUUUCAUUCCUCGCCACCGCCGGCGUUGGCACAAGCCCAGCCGGGGGAGUCCUCUGUACAAGGAGAGGGCACCGAGGCUAUGCCGAUCCCAUCACUGCUGCCUACACGGCGUGUCUCGCCCGCCGACGUCGACCGUGACCUCCCAGAGGUGACUCGCGGUGCAGGGCGGACAGAAGGGGGCCGGGGACCGGCGCUGGAGAUCGAACUCAGGUCGGUGGGCUCGCGGCAGAUGGAGUCCGCCCGGAACAAGCUUCUGGAGCAGGCCAGGUAUUCUGAUGGUAUUCUGAUGGUAUUCUGA
This is a messenger RNA of Lethenteron reissneri (Far Eastern brook lamprey), 1968 nucleotides long. RefSeq lists its product as uncharacterized. The record is from RefSeq and is a predicted model, not a curated record. Lineage: Eukaryota; Metazoa; Chordata; Hyperoartia; Petromyzontiformes; Petromyzontidae.